AUGAAAGAAACGGAAGAAAUCGAUUUGCUCCUCGAAGAAGUCGAGAAAACGCCAGAAGAAGUGGCGGACUGCUUCUUUUCCGUUUUCCCGAGAGUUGAGAAACAGAAAACGAUCCAAGUUCAAGAGAAAUUCCUCCUCCAAACUUAUGAAUUUCGUCUUCCAUCAUCAAUGGACCGAUUCGCCGUUGAAUUUCCCUGUCUUCCGGCAGCGUUUUCUUUCCGCAACGCCCUCUGCAUUCCGAAACAGAAUUUUGAUCAAGCUGCUUCUGGAGUGAGUCUCGAGCGAACAAAUGCCACGGAUAACGUAGAACUGGAUCUUGUUCUAUCAAAGGAAUGCUCGUUGGAGUCGCUUCCGAACCUAUUUGGAACGGACCUGGUCGAUUUUGUCGAGAACAGACCAAAAGUAAUCAAAGUCCGAGUUUUCGUUACUUCCGAUCAAAGAAGAAGAAGAAGCAGGGAUAAUGGCGAUUACGAUUACGACUACUACGAUUUCAAUGAGGAUGAAAACGAUGCAUUUUCUCCUUCUUUUGUCUUCGGAAUCGAAAGUAAGUGCGACAUCAUGAUAUCUUCUGCUCGAAGAAUCGGGCAGCAAGAAACGAACUGGAGAGGAUUGUUUCAAGAGGACCCAGUAGCAAUCAAAUCUCGUCGAAGAAGACAUCUUAUCGGUCUUUCUGGAAGCUACAAUCAGUUUUAUAAAAGCCUUGAUUCUUCAAAUUUCGAGCUUGAGCUUUCCGUAGAACUUUUGGACCGAGCUUGUCGGAUCUCUUCCUCUGCUUUCUUCGUUGAUCUGGACCCACCAUAA
This is a messenger RNA of Oikopleura dioica, 801 nucleotides long. Lineage: Eukaryota; Metazoa; Chordata; Appendicularia; Copelata; Oikopleuridae. The record is from the annotation of a GenBank genome assembly.